Molecule: messenger RNA, 6657 nt
Organism: Sycon ciliatum
Lineage: Eukaryota; Metazoa; Porifera; Calcarea; Leucosolenida; Sycettidae
Exons: 34
Coding region: 1-6657 (2218 amino acids)
Molecular function (GO): calcium ion binding
Source: RefSeq, a predicted model, not a curated record
AUGGCAUGCAAUUGCUUGAAUCACGGUCAGUGUACUGAAGAUGGCACCUGCAACUGCCGGAAAGGAUUCCACGGAGACAAGUGUCAGCAUACUUUCAAAACGAACUGCCUGGGUACAGACAAGGCAGUGUACACCUGGACGGCUCUCGCCAGCUUGCCGUGUUAUCCACACCUCGACGAGGGCAGCUGCCAGAACAAGACGAACUAUACGAACGCCCGCCAGAUGUGCAGAAGAAGAGGCUACGACUUGGUUGACUUUCAUGCCUUCGCCAUCCUAAAGCUUGGCGUGCGCUACUGCAUGGAAGCAUUGCUCAACGAGAUGAUAGCGAGCAGUUACAGCAGCCCUAUCACAAUAUGGACAUCGUUCAAGAGGAAAGACCAGUAUACCAUUUACAAGCAGGGCAAGAACGACUUAAGAGAAGAAUUACAUGAUAGACAUGGAACAAGCCAUCAUGAUGUCAUCUGCGAAGCCAAGUGGGUCCACAUCAACGACUCAGUAUACGCCGCUGCAACACCAGCACUCACAACCAAUAUCACUGAGCAGUUUGCAGAGGAGGCAUGUCGGCAGUACGGACUUCACCUCAUAACCGAGGACUGGCUGCAAACACAUCACAGUGUAUUAUUUCGAGAGCCCUGGCUAAAGAAGUUGGCUAUUCUUCAUAAGCCUCGGAACGCACCUUUCCACGUGAAACCAAUCCGGGUGAACGGCCGCUCCCUUUACAGAACCGUAACAUUUAGACAGCCAAAAAGUCUGAUGUAUCAAAACACCACAAGCACUAUGCGUGCCCGAAUCCUCUGUGUCAAGUUCUGUGAGAACGGUGUUCUUGCGCCAAACCUGAUGACUUGUAUGUGUAACCGUACCACAUCAUACGGAGAAUAUUGUGAAAAGGAGUGCAAGUGUUUGAACCAGGGUCAGUGUGACGACAAGGGUAAAUGCAUCUGCCCGAAGCGAUUCACAGGAAGCCAUUGCCAAGAAGUUGUUACAUGCGCUACUCCAUUAGCGCCUACUUUUGGCAGUUUCUCUCUACCGGCUGGUGUAUCAAGCUUUGUCUAUAAUACAGUGGGAACAUUUGUCUGCAAUCCCGGCCAUCGCCUUGUCGGCGAUGCCACCACACAGUGUUUAGCCCAUGGUGAUGUCAGCAGCACACCGCCCAUUUGCCAGAACGUCAACGAGUGUAAUAAUCCCACAUUGCAUACAUGCGAUCAAAACGCGUUGUGUAGUGAUGUGAUUGGCACGUUCACCUGCAAGUGUUUGGUGGGAUACAUUGGCGAUGGCAAACGUGGAAACUGCCAGAACAUUGAUGAAUGUUUGCCGGCUAGCCCAUGCCAUGUGGAUGCUAGCUGCAUUGAUAAUGAUGGCGGAUACAUGUGUCUGUGCAAGUCAGGUUACCACGGAAAUGGAAUUCAAUGUCAAGCAUGCAAUUGCUUGAAUCACGGUCAGUGUACUGAAGAUGGCACCUGCAACUGCCGGAAAGGAUUCCACGGAGACAAGUGCCAGCAUAUUGUGUGCACAAAUCCCUGGGUGAAAAAGAACAAAGCAUGUGAAUGUAAACCGAGACCAGACGGACCCAUCUGCACAGAAGUGUGCAAUUGCUUGAAUGAUGGUCAGUGUACUGAAGACGGCACCUGCAACUGCCGGAAAGGUUUCCAUGGAGACCAGUGUCAACAUGCUUUCAAGACAAAGUGCCUGGGUACAGAUAAGGCAAUGUACACCUGGAUGGCUCUUGCCAGCUUGCCAUGUUAUCCACAACUCGACUAUGGCAGCUGCCAGAAGAAAACGAACUUCGUGCACGCCCGCGAGAUGUGCGUGAGAAGAGGAUACAACGUCGUAGACUAUAAUUCCUUCACUAAGCUUGGCUUGAAGCUGGGUGUUAGCGACUGCAUAAAAUCAUUGCUGAGCGAGAUGAUGGCUAGACGUAACAGCAGUUACAGCACCCCUCUCAAGAUAUGGACAUCGGAAAUGUACUUUGGUCAACAUCUUAUUUACAAGCAAGGCAAGGACAACUCGAGCGACGCACUAUUUGACGGGGAUGGAAGAGGCAAUCAUGAUGUCAUCUGUGAAGCCAAAUGGCUCCAGGCCAACGGUUCUGUACACGCCGCAGCAACUCCAGCACACAGACCCAGCGUGACUGAGCAGUUCGCAGAGGACGCAUGUCAGGAGUACGGACAUCAUCUCAUUACCAAGGAGUGGCUAGAAGAACAUGGCCAUGUGUUAACAGAGCGCUGGCUAGAGAAGUUGGCCUUAUUGCAUAAACACCAGCAAGCACCUUACCACGUCGCGUCAAUCCGAGUCAAUGGCCAUUCCCUUUACAGAACCGUAAUGUUUAGCGCGCGAAAGCAGACGUUUCAGAACGCCACAAGCAAAACUCAAGCCCAGAUUCUCUGUGUCAAGACGUGUGAGACCGGUGUUCUUGGACCAGACCUGAGUUGUGUAUGUAACCGCACCUCAACCUAUGGUCAAUAUUGUGAAAAGGCAUGCAAGUGCUUGAAUCACGGUCAGUGUGACAACAAAGGUGAAUGCAGCUGCCCGAAAGGAUUCACCGGAGACAAGUGCCAACUCGUUGUGUGUACACAUCCCUGGGUGAAAAAGAACAAAGUAUGCGAAUGUACGGCCAGACUAGAUGGACCUAACUGCAAAGAAGCAUGCAAAUGCUUGAAUGACGGCCAGUGCACCAAAGAUGGCACCUGCAUCUGCCGGAAACGUUUCCAUGGAGAUCAGUGUCAGCACACUUUCAAGACAAAGUGCCUGGGUACAGAUAAGGCAAUGUACACCUGGAUUGCUCUCGCCGGCUUGCCGUGUCAUCCACACCUCGACGGUGACAGCUGUCAGAAGAAAACGAACUUGACGCAUGCCCGCCAGAUGUGCAAGAGAAGAGGAUACGACGUGGUAGACUAUAAUGCCUUCACCAGUCAGAUGCUUGGCGUGAGAGACUGCAUGGAAGAAUUGCUCAACAAGAUGAUGGCAAGCAAUUUCAACAACCCUAUCACAAUAUGGACAUCUUUCUUGAGGGAUGGCAAGCAUGUCAUUUACAAGGAGGGCAAGAACAACUUAAGAGAAGAGUUACAUGAUAGUAGUGGAGCAAGCCAUCUUGAUUUCGAGAUGAUGGCGAGCGGUGACAGCAACCCUAUCUCCCUAUCGUCAGGGCAAGAACAAGUUAAGAACAAGUUGAGAGAAGAGUUACAUGAUAGUAGUGGAGCAAGCCAUCUUGAUGUCAAGAUGAUGGCGAGCGGUGACAGCAACUCUAUCUCAAUAUCGGCAUCGCUCGAGGAGGAUGACCAAAAUAUCAUGUACCAGCAGGGCAAGAACGAGUUAAGAGAAGAGUUACUUGAUAGUAAUGGAGCAAGCCAUCAUGAUGUCAUCUGCGAAGCCAAGUGGCUUCACGCCAACUCCUCAGUAUACACCACAGCAACGCCAGCGCUGAGGCCCAACGUCACUGAGCAAUUCGCAGAGGAGGCAUGUGAGCAGUACGGACUUCACCUCAUAACCGGGGCCUGGCUGCAAGCACAUGGCUAUGUAUUAAGAGAGAGCUUCCUAGAUAGAUUGGCUAUUCGGCAAGCACCUUAUCACGUCAAACCAAUCGUGGUGAACGGCAACUCCCUUUACAGAACCGUAACGUUUAGCGAGGGAAAACAGAGGUUUGUGAACACCACAAGCAAUCACCGAGCCCAAAUCCUCUGUGUCAUGUGCAAGUGUUUGAACCAGGGUCAGUGUGACGACAAAGGCAAAUGCAUCUGCCCGAAGGGAUUCACCGGAGACAAUUGCCAGAAGGUUGUGUGCACACAUCCCUGGGUGAAAAAGAACAAAGUAUGCGAAUGUAAACCCAGACUAGAUGCACCUAAGUGCACAGUAGCAUGCAAUUGCCUGAAUAAUGGUCAGUGUACUGAAGACGGCACCUGCGUCUGUCCGACCGGAUUCCACGGAGACCAAUGUCAGGACAAUUUCAGGACAAAGUGCCUGGGUACGGACAAGGUGAUGUACACCUGGACGGCUCUCGCCGGCUUGCCAUGUUAUUCAGGCAGCUGCCCGAAGAUAACCAGUUGGACGAAAGCCAGAGACGCAUGCAGUGAUAGGGGAUAUCAGCUGGUCGACUUUAAAACCUUCACCUUGCUCGGCUCAAAGCUUGGUGUGCGUGGCUGCGUAGAGUCAUUGCUCCACGAGAUGAUGGUGAACAGUAACAGCAGCCCGAUCACGAUAUGGACAUCAUCCGAGUACAAUCGUCGGCGUAUUAUUUACAAGCAGGACAAGAACAAAUCGAGUGGUGCAAUAUUUAGUGUUCAUGGGUUCGGCCGUCACAAUGUCAUCUGCGAAGCUCAAUGGCUCCAUGCCAACGAUUCUGUAUAUGCCGCAGCAACUCCAGCACUCGGACCCAGCGUGACUGAGCAGUGCGCAGAGGACGCAUGUCAGCAGUACGGACUUCGCCUCAUAACCAAAGACUGGUUACAAGAACAUGGCCAUGUGUUAAGAGAACGCUGGCUAGAGAGAUUGGCUUUAGAUAAGUCCGACGGAUUAGGUUACCACGUCGCGCCAAUCCUGGUCAAUGGUCAGUCCCUUUACAGAACAGUAAAAUUUAGCAGACAACAUGUGACGUUUAAGAACGAAACAAGCCAUGAGGAUGCAAAGAUUCUCUGUGUCAAGUCCUGUGGGAGCGGUGUUCUUGCACCGAACAUGAGUUGUGCAUGUAACCGCACUAUGUCCUACGGUGAAGAAUGUGAAAAGGCAUGCAAGUGCUUGAACCAAGGUGAGUGUGAUGACAAAGGUGAAUGCAGCUGCCCUAGGGGAUUCACCGGCCACCAUUGCCAACUCGUUGUGUGCGAGGAACCCUGGGUGAAAAAGAGCAAAGUGUGUGAAUGUCAACCGGGACUAGAUGGACCCAACUGCACAGAAGCAUGUAAUUGCUUGAAUGACGGUCAGUGCACUGACGAUGGCAGUUGCAAUUGCCGGAACGGUUUCCAUGGAGACAAGUGUCAGUAUACUUUCAAGACAAAGUGCCUGGGUACAGAUAAGGCAAUGUACACCUGGAUGGCUCUUGCCGGCUUGCCGUGUUAUCCACACCUCGACGGUGACAGCUGCCAGAAGAAAACGAACUUGACGCAUGCCCGCCAGAUGUGCACAAGAAGAGGAUACAACGUGGUAGACCAUGAUUCCUUCACCAAUCAGACGCUUGGCGUGCGCGACUGCAUGGGAGCAUUGCUCAACAAGAUGGUGACAAGCGGUUACAGCAACCCUACUUCAAUAUGGACAUCAUUCAUGAAGGAUGACGAACAUCUCAUAUACCAGCAGGGCAAGAACAGUUCGACUAAAGAAUUGUAUGAUAGUGAUGGAACAAGCCAUCAUGAUGUCAUCUGCGAAGCCAAGUGGCUCCAUUACAACGACUCGGUAUAUGCCGCAGCCACGCCAUCACUGAAACCCAACGUGACUGAGCAGUUUGCAGAGGAGGCAUGUCAGGAGUACGGACUUCACCUCAUAACCUAUGACUGGCUGCAAGCACAUGGCCAUGUAUUAAGAGAGCGCUGGCUAGAUAGAUUGGCUCUUCGGCACGCACCUUACCACGUCAAACCAAUCCGAGUGAAUGGCAACUCCCAUUACAUAACUGUAACGUUUAGAAAUCGCAGUAAUCCAUUUCAAAAUUCCACAAUCAAUCGCCACGCCAAAACCCUCUGUGUCAAGCACUGUGCUAAUGGCGUUCUGGCCCAGGACCUGAGUUGCAAGUGCAACCGCACUGUCUUCUAUGGAGAAUACUGUGAAAAGGACGACUGCAAGUGCUUGAACCAGGGUCAGUGUGACAACGAGGGUAAAUGCAUCUGCCCGACAAGAUUCUACGGAGAACAUUGCCAACUCGAGUGCAGAACAUGUCUGAACCAGGGUCGCUGUAAUGAAGACGGCACAUGCACCUGCGCUGAAGGAUGGAUUGGUGACCGGUGCCAGACUCGGUGUGCGGACACGGACCCAUGCUGCGUGAACAAGCGCAUCGUGACACGCCGGGAUCAGGUCUGCCGCGCCGCCACCAGCGACUGUGACAUGGCGGAGUACUGCGACGGCGAGAAUGCCACAUGUCCACAGGACCUGACCGCACGCAACGGCUGGCCUUGCUCCAAUAGUCAAGCAUCCUGCUGGAGUGGAGUUUGCCAAUCACGAACUGGCCAGUGUCAGAGUGUCUGGAACGAUAUGGAUCAAGGGUCAGCUCCUGAGGAUUGCUUUGCAAUCAUGAACGUAUUUGGAGAACGUACGGGUAACUGUGGUUUCAAAUCGUCCAAUUCCACCCCAGGAACCUAUGCAGCCUGUGCGGCUGGAGAUGCCCUAUGUGGUAGUUUGUUCUGCCUUCCAGUUGCUCGAAAGAACCAACCCAGUAGUGGCGUUCUGUCCCAAACUAUUCCCGUACGCGGCGUUGGCGGUGUACUCAGGUGCAAUGGUUUGUACGCGUCCCCGCCAAGAAACCACGAUGACCCAUCGCUCGUGAAGGACGGAACACGCUGUGAUGCCAGCGGCGCUAACAAGGACCUCGUGUGCCACAAGCAACGCUGCGUGGACCAGUCUCGAGUCACCAGUCAGUGUUCGGUCGAUGCUGACAGCGGCAAAGAGUGUGGUGGAGUCGGUGUCUGUACAAAUGCAACAACCUGCCUUUACCAACCCACACCUGGCAAGUUUUUUUUUCACUGA